UUGCCCUACCUAGAGGAUGGAGACAGGACAGUAGUCCAAAGCAAUGCCAUAUUGAGAUACAUCGCCCGCAAGCACAACCUCUGUGGGGAAACUGAAGAGGAGCAGAUGAGAGUUGACAUCUUGGAAAACCAGGUCGAUGGAUUUCCGCAAUGGUUUUGCCCAGCUCUGCUAUGGAGACUUUGACAAAAACAAACCAUGUUACAAUGAGAAAUUGCCAGGAACUCUAAAGCAGUUUUCUGACUUCCUUGGUAACAGGAAGUGGUUUGCUGGGGACAAGAUCACAUUUGUGGACUUCAUCAUGUAUGAGCUGUUGGAUUUGCAUCGUAUGUUUCACCCGGAGUGCCUGGACGAUUACAGAAACCUGAGAUCUUUCCUGGAUCACUUUGAGAGCCUUGAGAAGAUUGCAGAGUACAUGAAGUCGGGCAAGUUCAUAAAAACACCUGUGAACAACAAGAUGGCCAAAUGGGGAAAAUGAAGGAGUGAAAAUAAUGAGAUUUUGUCUUGAUUUAUUUUUUUGGUACAACAUUUUAACCUUCCCAAUAAAAAAAAAAA
Carassius auratus (goldfish) is the source of this 552-nucleotide messenger RNA. Its product is annotated as glutathione S-transferase Mu 3. The transcript has 5 exons. Gene Ontology annotation, biological process: glutathione metabolic process. The coding region runs from base 137 to 475 and encodes 112 amino acids. Gene Ontology annotation, molecular function: glutathione transferase activity. NCBI's taxonomy places the organism in Eukaryota, Metazoa, Chordata, Actinopteri, Cypriniformes, Cyprinidae. The record is from RefSeq and is a predicted model, not a curated record.